Eriocheir sinensis (Chinese mitten crab) is the source of this 1059-nucleotide messenger RNA. Its product is annotated as X-ray repair cross-complementing protein 5-like. Gene Ontology annotation, molecular function: damaged DNA binding; telomeric repeat DNA binding; double-stranded DNA binding. Gene Ontology annotation, cellular component: Ku70:Ku80 complex; nucleus. NCBI's taxonomy places the organism in Eukaryota, Metazoa, Arthropoda, Malacostraca, Decapoda, Varunidae. The record is from RefSeq and is a predicted model, not a curated record. Bases 1 to 1059 code for a protein of 352 amino acids. Gene Ontology annotation, biological process: DNA recombination; telomere maintenance; cellular response to X-ray. The transcript has 2 exons.
AUGUCAUACUACCUAGGAAUGAGCGGGCUCAAGCUGGAGAAGCGGAAGAUAUUGCUGUUUACGGACUUCAGCAGUGAGUUCAGCAAGUCCCGCUACAAGGAGGUGGAACAGGAACUCAAGGACAGCGAAACACAGCUGGUCGCCAUCGGGCCAGAGUUUUCUGAGGACUUCGAUGAGGAGGAUCAGGACGAGCACCAGCCUGGGUCUUCUAAUGGCGGCGAGGGUCACAGCAAACCCCCAAAGACGCAGCCGCUGAACUGGAACGGCAAGGCUAAGACUGUGGUGCAGAUGGCAGGGGAAGCGGAGAUGGCUGCGCUGUGUGACGGGCUCGUGUGCUCCUUUGACAACGCCAUGGCCCAGCUAAUGUACUUUGAGAAGAGCAACAAGACCACUGCCUGCUGGAACACGACCCUAGACAUCGGCGCUGCGUUCAAGAUCCCUAUUACAGGCCGGAUCAUGGUGCAGCAAGCCCCCAUCCCAAGCUGGAAGAAGUUUUACAGGGAUGACCGGACGCAGGGGAUCAGCAAGGAGUGUUCAUAUCACCUCAUGGACGAGAGACAGACGGAGGUGCCGAAGGAGGAGGUCAUUAGCGGCUACUGCUACGGCACCACCCUCGUCCCGUGCUCCUACGGAGACAUGUCCAGGAUGUACUGCUCCAAUAGCCCUCGCAGCAUGAGUGUUAUGGGGUUCACUGAGGCGAGUCGAGUGCGCCACCACCUCAGGACAGGCAACCAGGUGCUGGCGGUGAUGGCACGGGGCGGUGACGAGCCGGCAGCCCGGGCGUUGUCGGCGCUGAUCCAUGCCCUGGCGGAGCUGGACAUGGUGGCCAUCACUAGGAGAGUCUACAGCAAGAACUACAACCCCAAGAUGGGCGCGCUGUUCCCCAAGGUUACCAAGGAUGGCGAGUGUCUCCUGUGGAUCCAGCUUCCCUAUAGCAUGGAGGUUGUGUCCCUGGCCUUCCCAUCUCUCCAGAGCAGGAUGGCGAAGCUCAAGGAGGAAGAGAAGGAUGCCAUCGACAGCCUCAUAGAUGCCAUGACCCUGUCGCAGGCCGGGGAGUAA